Penaeus monodon (black tiger shrimp) is the source of this 2403-nucleotide messenger RNA. RefSeq names its product B box-binding protein-like. The record is from RefSeq and is a predicted model, not a curated record. Gene Ontology annotation, biological process: regulation of gene expression. Gene Ontology annotation, cellular component: nucleus. Lineage: Eukaryota; Metazoa; Arthropoda; Malacostraca; Decapoda; Penaeidae. Gene Ontology annotation, molecular function: nucleic acid binding.
ACACUCUCAAGAACGAUAAUUUUCUCAAUCGAAAAAUUUGAGAAAAUCCGAAUCUCUCAAAAGCCAAAGCGAACUCAGUACAAGCUUCUCCGUCGACCAAUAAGAACUCCGCUUAGGGAAAGAACUCCCCGCGAGCCAAUCGAAAGCGGGGAGACAAGGCGUGUGGGCAGAAACGGACCAAUCAGCGCGCGCCUGAGGUGUCUUAGCAGCCCCCUCGUGCCGUGCUGGCUGGAAGAGCAAGAGCCGAGUGUAGGAAAACAUCAGGGACGGGGGAUUCACCCAAAGAACCACCCAUUUUCCAUCUGUACCACCAUGGCGGACCCGGAGACACAAGCCAAGCCUGAAGAACAACCCAAGGCACCUGCUAAAGCGAAAGAAGUCCUUGCCACCAAGGUAACCGGCACUGUGAAAUGGUUCAAUGUGAAGAGUGGCUACGGCUUCAUCAACCGGCAUGACACCAAGGAGGACGUGUUUGUCCACCAGUCAGCCAUCACCAAGAACAAUCCCAGGAAGUACGUGCGUUCAGUGGGCGACGGGGAGGAGGUGGAGUUCGAUGUUGUGGUUGGCGAGAAGGGCAACGAGGCUGCCAAUGUCACUGGGCCUGGUGGAGAGGCUGUGAAGGGGUCGUCUUAUGCUCAUGACCGUGAUGUUCCCCUGCAGGGGUCGCCCUACGCAGCAGACCGACGCCGAGGCUACCGCCGACGCUACUAUCGUCGUGCAGCUCCUGGAGAGGAAGGGGAAGAGGUCGAGGGAGGGGGAGAAUUCACACCACAGGUGAGGUAUGAUGCUGGCUAUGCUGACUAUGAGGGAGAGAUGAUGGAGGGAGAAGCUGUGCCCAUGAGAGGCCGCGGAAGGGGACGAGGCCGCAGCAGGGGCAGAGGAGGACGCACCCCACGUGGAUACUUCCGCCGCUACUACAGUGCUCCCCGACCACAGCAAGAGAUGAUGGGCGGCCCAGAGGAGGUACCUCGCCGCAGAUUCCGCCGUGGAGGCCGUGGCCGUGGCCGUGGCGGUCGCUUCAGCGGUGCUCCAGAGACCAGGACAUCGGAAACGCAGACACAGGUAGCGGCUGAGGGACAGAAGCCUGAAGCAUCAGCAGAAGAAUGUAAAGAAGGAAAUGUUGAGUCUGAGGGAGAGCAACCAGAAGCUAGCACGGAAGCAGUGGGAGAGGGACAGCAGGCAGGUCAAGAAGGCCAGGCUGCACCUGCAGCACCACCUCAGCAGCCAGUGGAGAACACAACUGCUGAAAGCACUGCGUAAACCCAUAACCCAACUCCCCUUAAGUCAAGCCACCAAAGUUAAGAAGUCUAGUUUUUAAGUUUGACACUGUCUUGUGGGUCCCUUGUCUCAUAAAUUAGUGUCAGCCUUAAAAACUGGCCUUAAAUGUAAGGUUGGGUGGGAUUGUUGCUGAGCCACGCCCCAAGCCCUAAACGCGCCUAGCAGGAGUCUCACCCACCCCCCGGGACCCCAGCGGCACACAAACCACCAAGACGGAAGAAAGGGGCAAAGUAAUGCAGAGCAGCGGCUUAAUAACCAACACGCUGUUGCUCCCGGUUACCAGAAAGUCGGCUCUGACCACCUAAGAAGGAAAACCUUGCGUGUCCUCACUCCGGGUCCGGUAACAAAGAGGUCACACCAGAACAGACAAACCCACGGCCAAGGGUUGGAGUCACCGAUAUGAUGGCCCUUUCUUUGUCACGCAACACCAAUGAUGACGCCAUGCAGCAAAUAACUACGAUACUUAUUGUCAUAUGGGUGGGGAAUGAAGCACAGUUGAUAUAAAUAUGAAUAUGACUAUACAAUUCUUGUAUGAUUACAAUGGGUGGUAAAAAAAAAAGGAAAAAAGUUUAAGACAGCUGAUUCCUCAUGAAAGAAGUAUUUUGAUUCACUAGUCCAUGGUGCUGAGGUGUGUUUGUUGCUGGUUGGGUUCCACCAAAAAAAGUGUAAAAUCACAAGAGUUAACCUCAUGCACAUGUUUGAUAAAGAACUCACCCCCAGUAGGCCCUGUGACGAGCCUGGGAUGCCGCAACUAGGUCCUUAUGGUACAAGACGCGAGUCUACCCAUAUACCCUUUUUAUCAUUGGUCGUCCUCCUCUAAAGGCUGGAGGAUUGCAAUGUUCUCAGUUUGGAUUAUUGUUGCAGGUGUCCUUGGGUUGACGUUUAGGGGUGUAUCAGAUGAAUUUUAAGAUCAGGUUUUAAAGUAAUGACUACCAGCUUAACAUAGCUAGGUAUGGGCAAUAGUGGAUGGACGUUUUUUCUUGUUUUAUGUCUGAAAUAUUUAACAUUGGCAGUUAUUUUUGGAAGACCCUAUUUUGACACUUUUUCUACAUAAAUUUUGUAGGAAAUUAUCGUGCCACAAAACAUGUGCAUUUGCAAUAAACCAAUAAAAUCCAUAAAAAUGUA